ACCUUUGUCUGUUACAUUUGUAGGCUCAAAUAAGCAACAUUAUUACGGAUUAAACACACAUUUACAAUGUCUGUUCCCGACUUUAUCGACAUCGACGAUAACAUGUGAGUGUCCGGACGACUUCAACUCGGCUUGAAAGAACAUUUAGUCGCUCGGUGUUUUUGUUCCAUGUCGCUUAUGAACUCCACUUACCGUGAGCCCUCUGUUUAUUGUUUAAAGUCAUGAGGUAGCCUCACACGGUAGCCUCCUACUUUCCGCUGCGUUGACUGAAGAAGCUGGGUCACUUUACAAAUGGGACGUACUUGACUUCACUUCAACAAUUGGAGCCCGGGUCACUUUGGGAAUGGAGAAGUGUGGUCUGUAACUACACAAACUGUGGUGUUAGCCUGCGCUCAGGAGUUCACCGUGAUGUCCAUGACCUUUGAGCUGUCUGACAGCGUGACACUGCUGUUUGACUUCUGGGAUGUGCAGGGACCUGGAGGGAUGGUGCUGUCGGUGGUCGUGGUCUUCUUGCUGACCGUCUUCUAUGAGCUGCUCAAAGUGUGGAGAGUGUGCCUGGGGGUGAAGUCUAAGCUGGCCCAGCGUCAGGCCCUGUAUGGCCACACUCCAUCAUCACGCUGCGACGACAACUCCAUACUGGAGAGCAGCCCCUCCGCAUCCUCGCUGACCCCUUUGGACUCCCAUCCUGAUCCAAACAGAUAUAGCUUGCUGAUGAUGCACAUUAUCCAGACGGUGCUGCACUUGAUGCAGGUGUCUCUGGGCUACAUGGUGAUGCUGUGCGUCAUGUCCUACAACUUCUGGAUCUUUCUCGGUGUCAUCUUGGGCUCUACUCUCGGUUAUUUCAUCUCUUUCCCUCUCCUGGAUCAGAUCUGAUGGCAUGGAGGGUUCACACAGGAUUCUGUAAACAGGAAACCUGUAGACUGACUGUUGUUCAGUUGGUCUUAGCGUGUGCGCUACAGAAUGAGCCACACAACACUAACUGUCCAAAACGCAAACAUCUGAAUGUGUUGAGACACCAGGUUCUAUGGACUUCCUGCGGUUUAUGUAUCAGGAUUUUUUGAACUCCGAAAUGCUUCAACUGGAUUUACAAAGUCUAUGGUGAAAGGGACAAAACUCUGCUUUAAACGCAAAGUCUAACUUAUGCACUCGAGCAGCACACGUGUGAAAAUGGAUUGUAGUCUCCAGGGGAGCAUGCAGCUUCUUUCAAAUGUUAUUAAAAUAAAAUGAACAAAGCGGA
Messenger RNA from Labrus mixtus (cuckoo wrasse), 1237 nucleotides. It is a transcript of the gene slc31a2, whose product is annotated as solute carrier family 31 member 2. The coding region runs from base 409 to 873 and encodes 154 amino acids. Gene Ontology annotation, molecular function: copper ion transmembrane transporter activity. The record is from RefSeq and is a predicted model, not a curated record. Lineage: Eukaryota; Metazoa; Chordata; Actinopteri; Labriformes; Labridae. Gene Ontology annotation, cellular component: membrane. The transcript has 4 exons. Gene Ontology annotation, biological process: copper ion transmembrane transport.